AUGAUGACAGUGAGUUCUGGCUGCGAAGAUAGGAUGAAGGUGGCAAAUGAUAACGGCAAAUAUGUGCGCUAUACACCAGAACAAGUGGAAGCUCUUGAGAGAGUUUAUCAUGAAUGUCCCAAACCCAGUUCCAUGAAACGUCAACAAAUAAUCAGAGAGUUCCCCAUUCUCUCUAAUAUCGAACCUCAGCAGAUCAAGGUUUGGUUCCAGAACAGAAGAUGCAGGGACAAGCAGAAAAAUGAAGCUUCACGGCUUCAUGGUGUAAACAGGAAGCUGAUAGAAAUGAAUAAACUGCUGAUGGAGGAAAAUGAGAGGCUGCAAAAGCAAGUGUCACACCUCGUCUAUGAGAACACCUUUUUCCGCCAACAAACCCAGAAUAAUACAACACUUGCUACCACAGACCCGAGUUGCGAGUCAGUGAUAAUUAGUGGUCAACAUCAUCUUCUGACACCUCAGCAACCAAGAGAUGCAAGCCCAGCUGGACUUUUGUCCAUUGCAGAGGAGACUGUAGCAGAGUUUAUUUCAAAGGCCACUGGAACUGGAACUGCUGUGGAGUGGGUCCCAAUGCCUGGAAUGAAGCCUGGUCCUGAUUCCAUUGGAAUUGUUGCUAUUUCUCAUGGUUGCACUGGAGUGGCAGUACGUGCUUGUGGCCUAGUGAGUCUAGAACCUAAAAGAGUUGCUGAAAUUCUCAAAGAUCGAACCUCGUGGUUUCGUGAUUGCAGAUCUGUGAAUGUUCUAAAUAUGAUCUCCACUGCAAAUGGGGGAACAAUUGAACUGCUUUACAUGCAGUUGUAUGCACCAACAACUUUGGUACCAGCUCGUGACUUUUGGUUGCUACGUUACACAUCUCUUUUGGAGAAUGGUAGUCUUGUGAUAUGUGAAAGGUCACUUAACAACACUCAGAAUGGUCCUACUAUGCCCCCAGUGCAGCAUUUUGUUAGAGCAGAUAUGCUACCAAGCGGGUAUCUAAUUAGACCUUGUGAAGGAGGGGGAUCCAUUAUUCAUAUUGUUGAUCAUAUGGUUUUAGAGCCCUGGAGUGUACCUGAAGUUUUGCGCCCACUUUAUCAAUCACCAAUGCUGCUUGCUCAAAAGACAACUAUGGCGGCUUUACGUCAUUUGAGGCAGAUUUCUCAAGAAGUAUCACAGCCAAGUGUCACAGGAUGGGGAAGAAUGCCUGCUGCUCUACGAGCACUUAGUCAGAGAUUGAGCAAGGGCUUUAAUGAAGCUGUCAAUGGGUUUGCAGAUGAUGGCUGGUCCUUGUUAGAAAGCGAUGACAAUGAUGAUGUUAAGCUUCUUGUGAAUUCAUCUCCUGGCAAGAUAAUGGGAGGAAAUCUAGGUUAUAACAAUGGUUGCCCUUCUGUGAGUAGUUCCAUACUAUGUGCCAAAGCAUCCGUGUUCUUACAGGAUGUCCCUCCAGCAAUUCUUCUUAGAUUCUUGCGGGAGCACCGGUCACAAUGGGCAGAUAGUAGUAUUGAUGCUUACUCAGCUACUGCCAUUAAAACUGGUCCCUGCAGCUUGCCAGGGGCUAGAGCAGGAAGCUUUGGGGGUCAAGUUAUUCUUCCACUGGCUCACACAAUUGAGCAUGAAGAGUUCAUGGAGGUUAUUAAACUUGAAAACAUGGGGUACUGUCGAGAUGACAUGACUAUAACUGGUGAUAUUUUCCUCUUGCAACUUUGUAGAGGAGUUGAUGAGCAUGCAGUUGGCACCUGUGCAGAACUCAUUUUUGCUCCCAUGGAUGCAUCUUUCUCGGAUAAUAAUCCCAUGUUACCUUCUGGUUUUCGCAUCAUAUCUCUUGAUUCUAGCAUGGAUGCUACUAGUCCAAACCAUACACUUGAUCUUGCUUCUGCUCUUGAAGUUGGAACCACAGGAAACAAAACAUAUGGUGACAAUGCUGGUCAUUCUGAGAGCACAAAAUCUGUGAUGACAAUAGCAUUCCAGUUUGCAUUUGAAGCAAACCUUCAAGACAAUGUAACAACCAUGGCCCGGCAAUAUGUCCACAGCAUUAUUGCAUCUGUGCAGAAGGUUGCAUUAGUGAUUUCCCCUUCGCAUUUCGGUUCUAAGAAUUGUUUUCUUUCGCCACCUAGCACUCCUGAGGCACAAAUACUUGCUCGGUGGAUCUGUAACAGCUAUAGGUUCUAUCUAGGGGUAGAGCUGCAGAAGUGUGAAGGCAGUCACUCCAUUCUCAAAUCCCUUUGGCAUCAUUCAGAUGCAGUUAUGUGCUGCUCUUUAAAGUGGAUCCUCCAGGCAUUGCCAGUUUUUACAUUUGCAAAUCAAUCUGGACUUGAUAUGCUUGAGACAACGUUGGUUGAACUGCAAGACAUCACUUUGGACAAAAUUUUUGACGACCAAAGAAAGAAAACCCUGUGCUUUGAGUUACUUCAGAUUAUGCAACAGGGUUUUGUGUGGAUUCAAGGGGGUAUCUGCUUGUCCAGCAUGGGGAGGCCAGUGUCCUACGAGAGAGCAGUGGCAUGGAAAGUAUUAAACGAAGAAGAAACGGCACAUUGCAUCUGUUUCAUGUUCAUCAGCUGGUCAUUGAUCUGA
Messenger RNA from Gastrolobium bilobum, 2541 nucleotides. Its product is annotated as homeobox-leucine zipper protein ATHB-8-like. The transcript has 19 exons. Gene Ontology annotation, molecular function: DNA binding; lipid binding; DNA-binding transcription factor activity. Lineage: Eukaryota; Viridiplantae; Streptophyta; Magnoliopsida; Fabales; Fabaceae. The record is from RefSeq and is a predicted model, not a curated record. Bases 1 to 2541 code for a protein of 846 amino acids.